UUUAAUCUAAAUCGAACCAAACAAACAAAAAAAAAAAACGAACGAACGAACGAACUGAUCCAAUCAGAAAAAAUGGCUCCACGAAUGUCAUUUCCAAGGCUUGGAUUUCAUUGGCAAAACAAAGAACGUAUCUAUCUUCAAUUCAAGGUGGCCGUAUUUGGUAGUUCUCGUGUUGGAAAAACAUCAAUAGUACGUAGAAUUUUACCUACAUCAACAUUUGUUGAUGAACAUAUACCAACAGUGGAAGAAUUGCAUCAAGUUGAAUUCAAAACACGUAAUUCAGAUAUGACAAUUAUGUUGGAUUUACUUGAUACAUCGGGCACUUAUCCAUUUCCUGCAAUGCGUGAUCUAGCCAUACAAACAGCCGAUGCAUUCAUACUUGUUUAUGCAGUGGAUGAUCAAGAAUCAUUGGAUGAAAUUUGCCGCCUUAAAGAACAUAUUUUGAAGCUACGUGGACCAAAUAUUCCACCAUUAGUUGUGGUGGCCAAUAAAAUUGAUUUAACUGAAUCUCGUGUCAUCGAUGUUAAUCUUAUUGAUUCGAUCAUCAGUAUUGAUUGGGAAUUUGGUCAUGUUGAAUGUUCAGCGAAAAACGAUGAAAACGUUAAACGUAUUUUGAGCCAAUUAUUUCGUCAAAAAUUGAUUAAUGAAGCACGACGAAUGGAAAAAGAGAAAAAUGUGACCAAUGCUGCUACUACUAUGACCAACAACACCACCACCACCAACAACAACAACAACAACAGCACACAUACUUCAUCAUCGAUUGAUAAAGGAAGUGAAUCAGAUCCAGACAUUUCACCAUCACGAUCAUCAAUAUCGUCGGAAAAAUUAUUUUUCGGCGAUGAUUUCUAUGGAAGUUGUAAUAGCCUUAAUGAUUCAUCGAGAAAAAAUUCUCUUAGUGAUACAGAUGAAUUUGAAUAUAGACUACGAAAUGGAUUCAAAAAUAAUAACUGUACAAUUUCAUGA
Messenger RNA from Dermatophagoides farinae (American house dust mite), 963 nucleotides. Lineage: Eukaryota; Metazoa; Arthropoda; Arachnida; Sarcoptiformes; Pyroglyphidae. The record is from RefSeq and is a predicted model, not a curated record.